AUGGCGGCGGGCAGGCGGGCCCCCAAGAGCGGGCUGCUGGACCUGGGCCCCGCGGCGGAGGGGGGGCCGGGGCCGGAGGGCCCCGCGGCCCCGUGGCUGCCGGUCCUGCUGACCCUGGCCGACGACGCGCUGAGCGUCCGCGCCGAGCCCCCCGAAGCCGGGCCCGGGCCCCCGCUCCCCGACCCGCUGCCCACCCACCGCCGCACCGUCAGGAUCGUCAAGCAGGACGCGGGCGGGCUGGGCAUCAGCAUCAAAGGUGGCCGGGAGAACAAGAUGCCCAUCCUGAUCUCCAAGAUCUUCAAGGGGCUGGCGGCUGACCAGACCGAGGCUCUGUACGUGGGGGACGCCAUCCUGGCCGUGAACGGCGGGGACCUCUCCACAGCCACGCAUGACGAGGCGGUGCAGGCCCUGAAGAAGACGGGCAAGGAGGUGGUCCUGGAGGUCAAGUACAUGAAAGAGAUCUCUCCGUACUUCAAGAACUGCUCCUCUUCCUCCUCCUCCUCUUCCGGAGCCCCCACCAGCUGGGACUCACUGCCAAAGAAGGCCUCCCCCUCCCUCCCCUCCCACGACCUCAAGGAAGAGAAACACGUUUCCUUAAAGAUGGGCUACAUCUCCAAGAAGUGCACGCCCACCGAUCCAGAGAGCAGGUACCUGGAGGUCCGCUCGGCGGAUGGGCGGGACUCCCUCUUCCUGCGGGCAAAGGACGAGGCGAGCGCCCAGUCCUGGCUGGCCGCCAUCCAAGCCUGCAUCAAUGACCUGGUGCCCUGGGUCAAGGACGAGCUGCGGGCCCUCUUGGCGGGGGCGGGUGUCGCCGGGAGCAAGGAGAUCAAGCAGAUCGGAUGGCUGACCGAACAGCUGCCCAGCAGCAGGACGAAACCCGUCUUGGCCCUGCUCACGGAGAAGGAGCUUCUGUUCUACCAGACGCUCCCUCAGACCCGGGACGCCCUCAACAAGCCGGUCCAGAGCUACCCCCUCAUCGCUACCAGACUGGUGCACUCCGGCCCCUCCAAGGGUUCGGCCCCCUACGACUCGGAGCUGUCCUUCGCCCUGCGCACGGGCACCCAGAAGGGCGUGGGGACGCACCUGUUCAGCGUGGAGUCGCCGCGAGACCUGGCCACGUGGACCCGGAUGCUGGUGGACGGCUGCCAUAGCGCCGCCGAGUUCAUCCAGGAGGUCUCCACAGCCUGCACGUGGAACGGGAGGGACUGCAGCCUGUCCAUCCACAUCGACAAGGGUUUCACCCUGUUCGCCCUGGAGCCGGGCCCAACGCGGGCUGUCCUGCUGCAGCGGCCCUUUGAGAAGCUGCAGAUGUCCUCUGACGACGGGGCCAAGAUGCUGUUCCUGGACUUCGGGGGUGCCGAGGGCGAGAUCCAACUGGACCUCCACUCCUGCCCCAAAACCCUAGUCUUCAUCAUCCACUCAUUCCUGUCGGCCAAAGUCACUCGCCUGGGCCUGCUGGCCUAGAGGCGUGGAGCAGGAGUUGAGGGAGGAAGAGGGAGGACACGGAGACCCCAGGAGACGGCUGCAUACCCCUCCCCGAGCCCCCAGCCCCUUUCCAGGGGACGGAGAGGAGCGGAGCAGGGGCAAUCACAGCCCUGGGCAAG
Messenger RNA from Tachyglossus aculeatus (Australian echidna), 1604 nucleotides. RefSeq names its product syntrophin alpha 1 (gene SNTA1). Gene Ontology annotation, molecular function: structural molecule activity; protein binding. NCBI's taxonomy places the organism in Eukaryota, Metazoa, Chordata, Mammalia, Monotremata, Tachyglossidae. The transcript has 8 exons. Gene Ontology annotation, cellular component: intracellular anatomical structure; dystrophin-associated glycoprotein complex; sarcolemma. The record is from RefSeq and is a predicted model, not a curated record. Bases 1 to 1464 code for a protein of 487 amino acids.